This is a messenger RNA of Mobula hypostoma (lesser devil ray), 4262 nucleotides long. RefSeq names its product POP4 homolog, ribonuclease P/MRP subunit (gene pop4). Gene Ontology annotation, cellular component: ribonuclease P complex; ribonuclease MRP complex. Gene Ontology annotation, biological process: rRNA processing; tRNA 5'-leader removal. The record is from RefSeq and is a predicted model, not a curated record. Lineage: Eukaryota; Metazoa; Chordata; Chondrichthyes; Myliobatiformes; Myliobatidae. Bases 46 to 720 code for a protein of 224 amino acids. The transcript has 7 exons. Gene Ontology annotation, molecular function: ribonuclease P RNA binding.
UGGCGCCCCUCCUGACGUCAUUUUUAAUGCGCCGGGUUGGCCAGCAUGGCGACCUCCUCUGAGAUAAAGGGAAUUAUAUACAGCAAAAUUCGUGCUGAUGCAGGAGACCAGUCAGAUGUUAAGCUGCCAGAAGGCAAACAAUCUGCAAAGUUCGUCGCAUCCUUUCUCCAAUCCAGUUUACCGCAAUUAAGCCCUGAGAAAGUUAAGAAUUAUUUGUAUAAAAAUAUUACUCUUGUUGGUGUAACAACAAAGUUCAAGAAAAAGAAGAGGAAAGCAAAGUGUUUAUCUGCUAAAGAAAGACGGGAAUUGAGGCUAUUUGAGCUCAAGCCAGAACAACAAAGGUAUGAAUUGUUUCUCCCUUUGCAUGAGCUAUGGAAACAGUACAUUCGAGAUCUAUGUAAUGGCUUGAAACCUCAAACGUCAACGAAUAUGAUCCAGACAAAGCUGAUGAAGGCAGACUUUCAUGGAGCCAUUGUGACAGUGGUUAAGUCCAAAUGCCCCUCUUAUGUUGGGAUUACUGGAAUUGUCCUGCAGGAAAUGAAACAUAUAUUCAAGAUUAUCACUGUGGAAAAUAAGCUUAAAGUAAUUCCAAAGCAAAAUAACAUUUUCAGUGUGGAAGUCGAUGGAUUUGUCUCCUAUAUCUACGGCAAUAUGUUUCAACUGAGAUCAAGUGAACGCUCUGUGAAGAAGUUUAAAGGAAAAGGAAGCAUAGACCUUUAAGUCAAAGGAAGAAUCACUGGUGCACUUUAUCAAAUACAGCAUUGACCUCUUGAUUCAGCAUUGCAAGAAACAAUGGAACCCUGUAUGUUUGGCUCAAUCAGCAUGAACAUGACACAAUUGGGAUGUUUAAAAUCUUGUAUAACAAUCGUCAAAUCAUUGCUUUUAAAUAUUUGGCAAUGAAAGGAUUUUCCAGAACGUUAGAUAAAUGUGUUCUCAUUUGUAAUCCUUACAAACUAUGAAUGAAUACAGAUAAUUUUCUUUUAAAGCUGUGGUAAGUUUAUCACAAUGUUCAACAGCAGAAAUUAAAUUAGUUCUAUGGGUAAUUUGCAUUUAGGUAUUUGUGGCAAAUAUAUAUGUCACAGUGCACUUCACAAUGAGGAAGAAAUAUACCUUGGACCAAUAAAGCAAUCAUUAGGAGUGUGAGUAAACUUGGUUAGAGUUAUGUGUUUUAAAGAGGUUUUUAACAUGGAUGUUGAAAGAGCUGUAAAAUAUGGAUGCAUUUGAGGGUGGCAAGUUUGAAGAUAGAGAACCUGUGUGUUCAGAGAGGAAUAUGACCCAGAAGGAGUUCAUAAUGCAGAGAGGAUAAAGUAUAAGGAGGAAUUUAAACACUUUAAAAUUGACAGAAUGAUCUAUGAAGAAAUUGAACAUCAGGGUAGGUAAAAUGAUAGACAAGUGGAACUGGUUCAGGUUCGAAUGUGGAAAAGAAGCAAUUUUUGAUAGAUUACAGUAACAGGGUAGAGGCUGGGGAGAAGAGACUGAAAGAGGAACGGUAGAGCAAGUUUGAAAGUGACACCUGUAGCUGGUUGUCUCAGCAUCUGAUGGGGAAUGUUACAGAGAUAGGGUCUUUGUGACAGAGAUGAUAGAAAAUCUGGUUUACUGUGUCAAUGAGAAUAUUGAGACUGAGAAUGGUGGGGCUUAGCCAUAAAUAUCACAUGAAAUCCUACUUAAUAGGAAGAAACUCGAUGUUUGUCGCUGUUGCUGAAUACAUUGUGGUUUAUGAAUCAUUUCAAUGAUGUAAUACUUAGGGGAAAUAAUUUACCAAAAAACAAAUUAAUUUGACAUUUUACUGCAAUAGAUGCAUCAUUAGAAAAAGAGUGUUACAAUAAUGAAAAGUCCUGCUUUCACUGUCUUGCAACAGAUUGACUAUUUGAUGAAAACAUUCAUCAUCUCAUAGCAAAGGGAAGUUUCUGAACUAGUUCAUUUGCCGUAUUUGGCAUAUAAGGAUAAUAAUUACACAAGUCUGAGAGAAGUAGAUGGUCAAAGAGCAGUAAAAUCAUAGUAGUUCAUAAAGAAAAAGUUUUAAAAGAAUUGGAAAUAACUUACUGCUGAAAUUACAUGAAAUGCUGCUGAGUGAAAAUGUAUAUUUCAUAGUAAGGACAUUCUAAUGUUUGAUCAUAUUGCAGAUGAGUGAAAAUAUGAAUCAGAAGCAGGUUUAUUAUCACUGUCUUGUAUGACAUGAAAUUUGUUUUGCAGCAGUACAGUGGAAAGAAAUUUUUUUAAAAGAUUAUAAAUUACAAAAUAAAUAUUGUUUUAAAAAAAAGGGAAUAACCCAGCAGAGUUCUUGGACUGUUCUGAGAUCUGAUGACAAAAUUCCUCAUUGCCUAGAAGCAGUUCAUAUAUCUAUGGUUUGUUAUGCACUUGGAUUUUCCCAUGGAGUUCACAAGUAAAAUCCAAAUGAAGUAAACAAGAAUACUGAAUAAAAAUGUCUUCAAAUUGUCAUCAUUUGACAUUCCAGAAAAUGAAUCUAAAAGUAGGAUAAUUUCGUAAUUUAAGGUUGUUCAUGUGGAAUAUAAUGUAUUAAAAACUGCCAGCUGAUUUUAGGAAAAUUUAACCCAUUGCCUGGUAAUUUUUUAAAUACCUCUAAUUGGGUACCGAAAACAUGUUUUUGUCAAAUAUGAAUAAUGCGUAUUUAGGAGCACUGAAUGAAGAAGAGGAUUUUGUUAUAAUGGAAAUUGGAUUGCCUGGGAGGCCUGAGAUGCUGUUGUGGGAAAUGGACAGAAUACUUGAGGGGAAGUGGUGUGAAGCAGAUCUCCAUCCUUGCCAAUUACCAACAGGACUGCCAGUUAAUACAAGUUGCUUCUAUUUCAGCAAUGGAUCUUGGAACUGUAAGGCGCUGGUGGUCUCUUUUCCACACACUGAUUAGAAUUCUGAGGAGAAAGGAACAUAAUGAAAGCUGACAAGAUCCUUACUUAAGUCCCUUGUUCAGACCUCAGCUUCACGUGAAUGGUAGUGUGAGCAAAGCAGGUAGAGUUAAUGAGGUUAGAGCACAUAGAAUCAGGGGUAAUAUGCCAAUAUGGGCAAAGAAUUGUCAUCAAAAUGAAAGCUAAAAGUGAGAGUAAAUGAAUGCUUCUUAGGUUGGCAGACUGACUAUUCUGCAGAGAAUGCACUUGUGCCCUAGCUGUGCUCAAUCUAUCUAAAUAUUUGGCUGAAGGGUCCAAACAUCACAUUUCCAAGUUUGCUGAAGGUAAUAAACAAAGGGGAUAGAAUAUAAUAUGGAAAAAUAUGAGAUGAUCCAUUUAGGUAAAUGACAGAUGGGUAGAGCAUUGAAAAGUGUGAAACUGGGUCAUGUUCAUGUUCAAAGGAACUUUGGUGAUCAAUUCACUGAUGACCAACAUACAAGUACAGCAACAGUUAGGACAAACCUUAUGUUAUCCAUUAUAAAGAGGAUGUGAUUACAAGAACUAAAAAGGGCUUAUUGCAAUUGCAAAGGUGUUGCUGAAACCCCCCACAUGGAGUGUUGGGUAUAAUUUUGGCAUGGAACAGUGCAGCAUGGAUUCACUGAAAUAGUUCUAUGGAUGGCAGCGUCUCAUAUGAGGAGAGAUUGAAUGGACCGUGACUAUAUUAUCCAGAGUUUAGAGAAAUCAGAAGGGAAGCGAGUCGUAUUACUUUCUUGAAAAGCAUGCCAGGCUAAAUUCAGGGAGAAUAUUUGCUGCAACUGACCAUUGUGCGGAGUUGACAAUAAGAUGCAAGCCAAUGAGGACUGAGAUGAAACAGUUCUUCACUCGGGAGAAGGUAAGUCCAGAGGGAUGAGGAAACCUUGUCAGUGAGUACAUUCUAAUCAGAAAUCAAUCAUAACGAUCAGAUGGCUAACGUAUAUUCUUACCACUCCAGCACCAGCCCCUCACCCCUGUUUAGAAGACUGUGCGUACAUUCUUUUAUGGAUAUUUGCUGAAGUUAAUAGAGGUAAUUACAAUGGUUGUGGUCACAGAACCUGAGACUAGAGGUUGACAUUUUAGAAAGAUGAAGUAACAGUUACUUUGUGAGAAUCAAAUGCUUUGCUUCCUUAUAUAAUCAGGGUUGUGAAUGCUGUUGAGUGCUGGCAAAUGAAGAGUGCUUGACAGCUAUUCCAAGCAUGCAUUCUCACUAGGGUUACCAGCAUUGCAUGAAAAUUGUGAUCCUUUAAAAAUUCACACAUUCCCCUUUCAAAUAUUUUCUAGCAACACAUAAAAAAUGCUGGAGAAACUCCACAGGCCUGGCAGCAUCUAUGGAAAAAGAGUACAGUUGACGUUUCUGGCCAAUAUCCCUCAAGACUCAGAAAAAGA